Cotesia congregata is the source of this 381-nucleotide messenger RNA. Lineage: Eukaryota; Metazoa; Arthropoda; Insecta; Hymenoptera; Braconidae. The record is from the annotation of a GenBank genome assembly.
AUGAACAUUUUCCGUGGAGACCAAUUGAUGCCCUCAGAGCGCUACAGUGUUCAGCCACGUGGAAAUGUUGUCCAGUUAACGUUGAAACAGUCCCAGAAAGACGAUACCGGUCACUACUCGUUGGUUGCCAAAAAAUUGACGACUAAUUACUCUGACAGUAACGAUAUUAGCAUUGAAGGAGUUAGAAAAAAAAUACGAAUGAAUAUUCGCGACGCCAGUGAUGACCCUGAAGAGGGUGAACCUCCGAUAUUUGUACGAAGGCUCACGGACUUGGCUGUUAAAGUUGGUACGAGGACGCGGUUUCUUGUUGAAAUACGGAGCUCUUCAAGUCCAAAGACAGUGAAUAAAAUACCCGGAAGACGGAGCUUGAAGAGUCACUGA